AUGGGGCUGCCGCUAGCCCGCCUGGUGGCCCUCUGCUUGGCCCUGACCUGGGCCGAGGGCACGGAGUCCAGGAGAGAAGGCAGAACCCGGAACCACGGCCACAGCGUGUGCAGCACCUGGGGCGACUCCCACUACAAGACCUUCGACGGCGAUGUCUUCCGCUUCCCCGGCCUGUGCGACUACAACUUCGCCUCCGACUGCCGGGACGCCUACAAGGAGUUCGCUGUGCACCUGAAACGGGGCCCCGGCCGCAGUGGGGGCCACCCCCAGAUCGAGUACAUCCUGCUGACCGUCAAGGACGACACCAUUUACCUCACCCCGCAGCUCGCUGUGGUGAACGGGGCCAUGGUCAGCACCCCGCACUACAGCUCCGGGCUGCUCAUCGAGAAGAGUGACGCCUACACCAAGGUCUACUCCCGCGCCGGCCUCGCGCUCAUGUGGGACCGGGAGGACUCGCUCAUGCUGGAGCUGGACAGUAAGUUCCAGAACCACACGUGUGGCCUCUGCGGGGACUACAACGGCCUGCAGACCUACUCUGAGUUCCUCUCUGAUGGCGUGGUCUUCAGCCCCAUCGAGUUUGGGAACCUGCAGAAGAUCAACAAGCCCGAGGUGGUGUGUGAAGACCCGGAGGAGGUGCCGGCCUCCGAGUCCUGCUCUGAGCACCGCGCCGAGUGCGAGAGCCUGCUGACGGGCACGGCCUUCGAGGACUGCCAGGGCCUGGUGCCGCUGCAGCCGUAUGUGCAGGCCUGCGUGCAGGACCGCUGCCAGUGCGCGCAGGGUGGCUCCUGCGUCUGCAGCACCGUCGCCGAGUUCUCCCGCCAGUGCUCCCAUGCCGGCGGGCGGCCCGGGAACUGGAGGACAGCCACGCUCUGCGCUAAGAGCUGCCCCGGGAACAUGGUGUACCUGGAGAGCGGCUCGCCCUGCGUGGACACCUGCUCGCAUCUGGAGGUCAGCAGCCUGUGUGAGGAGCACCGCAUGGACGGCUGUUUCUGCCCGGAAGGCACUGUGUACGACGACAUCGCGGGCGGCGGCUGCAUCCCCGUGAGCCAGUGCCACUGUAAACUUCAUGGGCGCCUGUACAAGCCCGGCGAGCAGAUCACCAGCCACUGCGAGCAGUGUGAAUGCGACGCUGGUCGCUGGGUGUGCACUGACCUGCAGUGUCCCGGGACCUGUGCCCUGGAGGGCGGCGCCCACAUCAGCACGUUCGACGGCAGGAAGUACACCUUCCACGGGGACUGUUACUAUGUGCUGAGCAAGGACGCCCACAACGACUCCUACGCCGUCCUGGGCGAGCUGACGUCCUGCGGCUCCACUGACAAGCAGACCUGCCUGAAGACGGUGGUGCUGCUGGCCGACAGCAAGAAGAACGUGGUGGCCUUCAAGUCGGACGGCAGCGUCCUGCUGAACGAGCUGCAGGUGAACCUGCCCCACGUGACGGCCAGCUUCUCCAUCUUCCAACCGUCCUCCCACCACCUGCUGGUGAGCACGGCCUUCGGCCUCAGGCUGCAGGUGCAGCUGCUGCCGGUCAUGCAGCUCUUCCUGACGCUGGACCCGGCCGCCCAGGGGCACGUGCAGGGCCUCUGCGGGAACUUCAACGGCCUUGAGGGUGACGACUUCCAGACGGCGGGCGGGCUGGUGGAGGCCACGGGCGCCGGCUUCGCCAACACCUGGAAGGCCCAGUCCAGCUGCCAGGACAAGGUGGACUGGCUGGACGACCCCUGCUCCCUCAGCAUCGAGAGCGCCAACUAUGCUGAGCACUGGUGCUCCCUGUUGAAGAAGACAGAGGCCCCGUUCGGCAGGUGCCACUCUGCCGUGGACCCGGCCGAAUAUUACAAGAGGUGCAAAUACGAUACGUGCAACUGCCAGAACUCAGAGGACUGCAUGUGCGCCGCCCUGUCCUCCUACGCCCACGCCUGUGCCGCCAAGGGCGUCCUGCUGUGGGGCUGGCGGGAGGGCGUCUGCAACAAGGACGUGGGCUCCUGCCCCACCUCCCAGCUCUUCUUGUACAACCUGACCACCUGCCAGCGGACCUGCCGCUCGCUCUCGGAAUCUGACACCCGCUGCCUCAAGGGCUUCCUGCCCGUGGACGGCUGCGGCUGCCCGGACCAAGCCUUCCUGGACGAGAAGGGCCGCUGCGUGCCCCUGGCCAAGUGCUCCUGCUACCACCACGGCCUCUACCUGGAGGCGGGGGAGGUGGUCCUGAGACAGGAGGAGCGAUGCGUUUGCCAGAACGGGAGGCUGCUCUGCAAGCAGGUCCGGUUGAUCGACCAGAACUGUAUGGCUCCAAAGAUCCACGUGGACUGCAACAACCUGACCGCGCUGGCCAUCCGGAACCCCAGAGCCGCCAGCUGCCAGACGCUGGCCGCCGGCUCAUACCAGACGGAGUGCAUCAGCGGCUGCGUGUGCCCCGAGGGGCUGCUUGAUGACGGGCAGGGUGGCUGUGUGGUGGAGGAGCAGUGCCCCUGUGUGCACAACAGUGACGUGUACCCCCCCGGGGCCAAGAUCAGGGUGGACUGCAACACCUGCACCUGCCAGAAAGGGCGCUGGGCGUGCACCCAGUCCGUGUGCCACGGCACGUGUGCCGUCUACGGGAACGGCCACUACAUCACCUUCGACGGGAAGUAUUAUGACUUUGAUGGACACUGCUCCUACGUGGCAGUCCAGGACUACUGUGGCCAGAACUCCUCGCUGGGCUCCUUCAGCAUCGUCACCGAGAACGUGCCCUGCGGCACCACGGGCGUCACCUGCUCGAAGUCCAUCAAGAUCUUCCUGGGGAGGACGGAGCUGAAGCUGGAGGACAGACACUGCACAGUGAUCCCGCUGGACGUGGGCCACCACGUGGCCUACACCACGCGGGAGGUGGGCCAGUACCUGGUGGUGGAGGCCAGCACUGGCGUCAUUGUCAUCUGGGACAAGAGGACCACCAUCUUCAUCAAGCUGGCUCCCUCCUACAAGGGCACCGUGUGCGGCUUGUGCGGGAACUUCGACCAGCGGUCCAGCAACGACUUCACCACGCGGGACCGCAUGGUAGUGGAGAGCGAGCUGGACUUCGGGAACAGCUGGAAGGAGGCCUCCACCUGCCCGGACGUGAGCAGCACCCCCGAGCCGUGCACCCUGAACUGGCACCGCCGCUCCUGGGCUGAGAAGCAGUGCAGCAUCAUCAAGAGCUGGGUCUUCAGGACCUGCCACAGCAAGGUGGACCCCAAGCCCUUCUACGAGGCCUGCGUCCACGACUCUUGCUCCUGCGACACCGGCGGGGACUGUGAGUGCUUCUGCUCCGCCGUGGCCUCCUACGCCCAGGAGUGCACCAAGGAGGGGGCCUGCGUGACCUGGAGGACGCCGGAGCUGUGCCCCGUCUUCUGUGACUACUACAACCCCCCGCACGAGUGUGAGUGGCACUACGAGCCGUGCGGGAACCGCAGCUUCGAGACCUGCAGGAGCCUCAGCGGCAUCCACUCCAACAUCUCCGUGUCCUACCUGGAGGGCUGCUACCCCCGGUGCCCCAAGAACAGGCCCAUCUAUGACGAGGACCUGAAGAAGUGUGUCAGAGGGGACGAAUGCGGCUGCUACGUCGAGGACACUCGCUACCGACCGGGAGUGUCCGUGCCCACGGAGAAGCCCUGCCGGUCUUGUGAGUGUACCAAGUCCUCGAAAGUUGUCUGCCGGCUGGAAGAAGGGAAGAUUCUCAACUACACCGAGAUCGGCCCUCUGUGCUACUGGGAGUUCUGUGGCCCCAACGGGACGAUAGAGAAGCACUUGAACAUCUGCAGGUCCACCACGCCACCCUCAUCUCCCUCAACACCUACCACCACCCCUUUCACCACCAGCACCACCACCACCACAACCCCUGUCACCACCACCAGCACCACCCCCUCCACGGCCACCAGCACCACCCCCUCCACCACCUCCAGCCCAGGGUUGUGCUGCUGGUCGGACUGGAUCAACGGGCAUCACCCCAGCGGCAGCAGUGAUGAUGGAGACUGGGAGACAUUCGACCACGUCUGCACGGCCCCACGAGACAUCGAGUGCCGGUCGGCCACGGAGCCCAAACUCAGAUGGGGGGAGCUGGGCCAGGAGGCACAGUGCAAUGUCUCCUUUGGGUUCAUUUGCAAGAAUGAAGACCAGUUUGGAAAGGGACCUUUUGCAGUCUGCUAUGACUACGAGAUCCGAGUCUAUUGCUGCGAGAAAAUGGACUGGUGUGCACCAACCCCGACCACCACCACAUCGCCAACGACAAGCCCUACAGUUACUACACCUCCAACUUCGACCUCCACGACCAUCGAGACCUCAACCCCCAGCACGACCACCCCCACGGAGACCACAACCACCAGCACCACCACCACCACUGAGACCACAACCCCCAGCACCACCACCACCACGGGGACCUCAACCCCCAGCACGACAACCACCUCGGAGACCACAACCCCCAGCACGAUCACCACCACGGAGACCACCACCCCCAGCACCACCACCACCACGGGGACCACAACCCCCAGCACCAACACCACAACGGAGACAACAACCCCCAGCACGACCACCAGCACGGAGACCACAACCCCUCCAUGUGUGCCUGUCUGCAAUUGGACCGGCUGGCUGGAUUCUGCUAAACCGAACUUUACCAAAGAAGGUGGAGACGUUGAAUCCGUUGAGAAUGUUUGUAAAAUGGGCUCAGUAGCCAGCAUCUCCUGCAGAGCCGCCAUGUUUCCGAGCAUUCCCCUGCAAGAGCUUGGACAAAGUGUGGUGUGCGAUACUUCUGUAGGGCUUGUGUGCAAAAACCAAGACCAGAAGCCAGGGGGAGCCACCCCCAUGCCUUACUGCCUCAACUAUGAGAUCAAUGUCUACUGCUGUGUUCCUCGCCCUGGCUGCACCACAACACAUCCCAGCACCACCUCGGGGACAGGAACUCCAACACCCACCACCACCUCAACAGAGCCUCCAACUUCGACCUCCACCACCACGGAGACCUCAACCCCCAGCACGACCACCACCACAACUCCAACACCCACCACCACCUCAACAGAGCCUCCAACUUCGACCUCCACCACCACGGAGACCUCAACCCCCAGCACGACCACCACCACGGAGACCACAACCCCCAGCACGACAACCACCUCAGAGACCACAACCCCCAGCACGAUCACCACCACGGAGACCACCACCCCCAGCACCACCUCCACCACGGGGACCACAACCCCCAGCACCACCACCACCACGGAGACAACAACCCCCAGCACGACAACCACCUCGGAGACCACAACCCCCAGCACGACCACCAGCACGGAGACCACAACCACUCCAUCAUCAAGUGUGUCGACCACCCUGACCCGCGGGUGCCUGGACUUCAACCCUCCCAGGAAGGAGAACGAGACCUGGUGGCUGUGUAACUGCACGAUGGCCGUCUGCAAGCACGACAGCACCGUGGAGCUGGUGGAGGUGGAGUGCGACCCCCCCCCGAUGCCCACCUGCUCCAACGGCCUCACGCCCGUGCGCGUCAAGGACCCGGACGGGUGCUGCUGGCACUGGGAGUGCGACUGCUACUGCACCGGCUGGGGGGACCCGCACUACGUCACCUUCGACGGGCUGUACUACAGCCACCAGGGUGCGUGCACGUACGUGCUGGUGGAGGAGGCCGUGCCCACCGUGGACGGCUUCGGGGUCUACGUCGACAACUACCACUGCGACCCCCGCGACCGGGUGUCCUGCCCCCGCACGCUCAUCGUGCGCCACGAGACGCAGGAGGUGCGGCUCGAGACCGUGCAGAUGGCGCCCAUGACGGUGCAGGUGCAGGUGAACAGGCAGGCCGUGGCGCUGCCCUACAAGAAGUACGGGCUGCAGGUGUACGAGUCGGGCAUCAACCUCGUGGUGGCCAUCCCCGAGCUGGGCGCCCUCGUCUCCUACAACGGCCUCGCCUUCUCCAUCCGGCUGCCCUACCGCCUGUUCGGGAACAACACAAAGGGCCAGUGUGGCACGUGCACCAACACCACCGUGGACGACUGCGUGCUGCCCAGCGGGGAGGUCGUCGACAACUGUGAGGUGGCGGCUGACCAGUGGGCGGUGAACGACCCCUCCAAGCCGCAAUGUCCCCACACCAGCUUCACCACCCAGCGCCCGGCCACCUCGUCGUCUGCGGGCAGCACUGCCGGGAGCAAGGCCUGCGCGUCUCCUCUCUGCGAGCUCAUCAAGGACAGCCUGUUCGCGCAGUGCCACGCCCUGGCGCCCCCGCAGCACUACUACGACGCUUGCGUGUUCGACAGCUGCUUGGUGCCCGACUCGGGCCUGGAGUGUGCCAGCGUGCAGACCUACGCCGCCCUGUGUGCCCAGGAGGGCAUCUGUGUCGACUGGCGGAACCACACCCGCGGGGCCUGCCCGGUGAAGUGCCCGGCUCAUCGGGAGUACCGGGCCUGUGGUCCCGCAGAAGAGCCCACCUGUCAGUCCAGCCCUUCCCAGGAGAACAGCACCCAGCUGGUGGAAGGCUGCUUCUGUCCCGAGGGCACGGUGAACUUCGCCCCCGGCUUCGACGUCUGCGUGGACUCGUGUGGCUGCGUGGGGCCCGACAACGUGCCCAGAGAGUUUGGGGAGCACUUCCAGUUCGACUGCAAGGACUGCAUCUGCCUGGAGGGGGGCAGCGGCAUCAGUUGUCAGCCCAGGGCGUGCAGCCAGGACCCCCGCCCCGAGUGCGGGGAGGACGGCACCUACCUGGUCACCGAGGUGGACCCCGCCGACCCCUGCUGCAGCAUCACCUCCUGCAAGUGCAACGCCAGCCUCUGCAGGGAGAAGCCCCUGCUGUGCCCGCUGGGAUUUGAAGUGAAGAGCGAGAUGGUCCCCGGGAGAUGCUGCCCCUUGCACUCGUGUGUGCCCAAGGGCGUGUGUGUCGUGGAGAACGCUGAGUACCAGCCCGGUUCUCCAGUCUAUUCCUCCAAGUGCCAGAACUGCGUGUGCACCACCAGCAGGGACAGCGCCACGCAGCUCAACACCAUCUCCUGCAGCCACGUGCCCUGCAACACCUCCUGCAACCCCGGCUUCGAGCUGGUGGACGUCCCCGGGGAGUGCUGCAAGAAGUGUCAGCAGACGCACUGCAUCAUCGAGCAGCCCAGCGACCAGCACCUCGUUCUGAAGCCCGGUGACAUGAAGAAUGACCCCCUGGACAACUGUACCCUCUUCAGCUGCGUGAAGUUACACAACCAGCUCAUCUCGUCCGUCUCCAAGAUCACCUGCCCCGACUUUGAUCCCAGCACCUGCCUCCCGGGCUCCAUCAGUCUCAUGUCCAAUGGCUGCUGUAGGAAGUGCAUCCCUCGCAAUGAGACUGGGGUCCCCUGCUCCAUGGUCUCCGUCAUCAGGGAGAUUUCCCACAACGGCUGCACCAAGUUGGUCAGCAUGAACGAUUGCUCCGGGUCCUGCGGGACCUUUGCCAUGUACUCAGCCCAGGCCCAGGCCCUGGACCACAGAUGCUCCUGCUGCAAGGAGCAGCGCACCAGCCAGCGGCAGGUGGCGCUGCAGUGCCCGGGCGGUGGCACCCUCAGCCACACCUACACCCACAUUGAGAGCUGUGGGUGCCAGGACACCACGUGCGAGCUCCUGUCCCCCCGGGACAGGGCCCGGCGCUCCAUCCCCAGGGUGCUGGCCCCAGGGAGGAGGUGA
Molecule: messenger RNA, 7638 nt
Organism: Camelus dromedarius (Arabian camel)
Lineage: Eukaryota; Metazoa; Chordata; Mammalia; Artiodactyla; Camelidae
Product: mucin-2
Exons: 49
Coding region: 1-7638 (2545 amino acids)
Cellular component (GO): extracellular matrix
Molecular function (GO): protein binding
Source: RefSeq, a predicted model, not a curated record